CAUUCCGAGUGGUGUUCAAGCCGAAACGAAGUUAUGAAUAGCAGCUUCUAUUCCGUUUAAAUGCCACUUCUCAAUUAGCUGGAACGCUCCGCUUGAGCACUAUAUAAGUCCUCAAAUGGAUGGUUGUGAGCGCACCAACAAUUGACUGCAGCAACUCUCCACAUUUCAAAUCGACAUAAAAGCCCAGCACCAUGACUGAUAGCAACACUAUCUACAAACAAGUUCACGAACACUAUGGGUCUGUCGCUCGCAGUGCGAGGUCUGAAUACAGUAACGUAAUCGCCAAAGCCUUUGGUUACUCCGAAGAAGAGCUUAGCAGUAUCCCUGCCGAUGCCAAUCUUGGACUGAGCUGCGGAAAUCCCAUCGGUAUCGCGGGUCUCCGUGAGGGCGAAACCGUCAUUGAUCUCGGUAGUGGUGCAGGGUUUGAUGUCUUUCUUGCUUCCAAAAAGGUGGGGUCCUCUGGUCAUGCCAUUGGAGUUGACAUGAACAAGGACAUGCUUGAACGAGCAAGACAGAACCAAAGCAAACUACCUGAUGCUGGUAAUGUGUUAUUUAUCGAGGCAAAGAUCACUUCAAUUCCGCUAGAUGACAACAUCGCAGACUGUAUAACAUCCAACUGUGUGAUCAACUUGGUGCCUGAAAAUGAAAAACCUUUAGUGUUUGCGGAAAUUGCGCGUCUUCUCAAGCCUGGUGGCAGAGUCGCUAUUUCGGAUAUUUUAGCUCGCAAGCCAUUGCCGCCAGGCCUGCGGGAGAAUGUCGCCUUGUACGUGGGCUGUGUUGCUGGGGCGAGUACAAAGGACGACUAUACAGGCUGGUUGAAUGACGUGGGGUUCAAAGAUAUCACAAUAGUCGACGCGGGGAGCGAUCUUAAUGUCUACAUUGAUGCCGCAAGAACUGGGCAGGCAAAGAAGCACGCUGUAGCCGGCGCAUCGGGAUGCUGCGAUAACUCAUGCUGUGACAAUGGCACAGCUGCAGAGACAAUCGCCAGCGAAUACGAUCUUUCUGGUAUAAAUAUCAAUGAGUGGGCUGGAUCAUUUAAAAUAUUCGCCGUCAAAUGCUAGGGUGGAGCUGAAGGAGAAUGUCAAAUCGAUGAUGGUAGCAAUUCUAAAACGAAUGAGGUCGUUUUCCAAUAAUGAUUGAAUACAAGUCUCUCGUUAUCUGUGUUUAUUUAAUGGCAAUCAAUUACGCGCUUGUCCGAGGUAGGAAAUGAAAGGC
Molecule: messenger RNA, 1215 nt
Organism: Verruconis gallopava
Lineage: Eukaryota; Fungi; Ascomycota; Dothideomycetes; Venturiales; Sympoventuriaceae
Exons: 5
Coding region: 192-1061 (289 amino acids)
Molecular function (GO): methyltransferase activity
Source: RefSeq, a predicted model, not a curated record